This is a messenger RNA of Pelobates cultripes (western spadefoot toad), 13632 nucleotides long. The record is from the annotation of a GenBank genome assembly. Lineage: Eukaryota; Metazoa; Chordata; Amphibia; Anura; Pelobatidae.
AUGCCGACUCGAACCGUGCCUGCAGGCGGUGAUGGGGUUAAGUUCCUGUAAGUGCAAUAUCUCGCAUGGCGUGAGACUGGGAAUCCGGUCAUCUCCGCUCCUCGCCGACUUUCCACCUACAACCGGAGCGGGCUGGCACCAAGAUGAGGGCAAUAGAGAGGCAGCGGGCAAGGACCAGGCUGAGGGCAAGUACCAGCCAGAGGGCAACAAAAGGCAGAUGGCAAGGACCAGGCAGAGGUCAAGGACAAGUCAGAGGGCAACAACAGGCAAAGGGCAAGGACCAGGCUGAGGGCAACAAAAGGCAGAUUGCAAGGACCAGGCAUAGGGCAAGGACAAGUCAGAGGGCAACAACAGGCAGAGGGCAAGGACCGAGCAGAGGGCAACAACAGGUAGAGGACAAGGACAAAGGGCAAGGACCAGGCAGAGGACAGCACCAGGCAGAGGGUAAAAACUAGACAGAGUGCAAGGACCAGACAGUCCCUGGUUUAGCCAUGUGUGAGCCUUUGUACUUGUGGCUUGAAGGUAAUCACACUGCACUAUUACUGUAUAUAAGAUGCUGACAUUACAUGUGUGGAUGUUGUAAAUUUGAAACACUAAUAGGUACUAGCAGACAGUAACACAACCCAUCAGAAACUGAGACAAUAGUGAGUUGUAGUGGUGAUAUUGUGUAUAGUUAUUUAUACACUGUGAUUUGUAUAUUAGUGACACUGUGUAUAUAGUGAGUUGUAGUAGUGAUACUGCAUAUAGUGAGUUGUAGUGAUGACACUGCAUAUAGUGAGUUGUAGUGGUGACACUGUAAAUUUAGUGAGUUGUAGUAGUGACACUGUAUACUUUAUAUACAUAGUGUCACUACUACAAUUGACUAAAUUACAAUUAAUAACACUGAACAAAUUGAGCAGCAGCAAGCUGUGUUACUGUAUAUAUAAAGUAUUGGCAGACACUGACACUGUGUAUAUAAAGUAUUGGCAGGCAGUGACACUGUAUAUAUAAAGUAUUGGCAGACAGUGACACUGUGUAUAUAAAGUAUUGGCAGACAGUGACACUGUAUAUAUAAAGUAUUGACAGACAGUGACACACACUGUGUAUAUAAAGUAUUGGCAGACAGUGACACUGUGUAUAUAAAGUAUUGACAGACAGUGACACUGUAUAUAAAGUUAUUGUCAGGCAGUGACACUGUGUAUAUAAAGUAUUGUCAGGCAGUGACACUGUAUAUAUAAAGUAUUGACAGACAGUGACACUGUGUAUAUAAAGGACUGGUAGGCAGUGACACUGUAUAUAUAAAGUAUUGGCAGACACUGACACUGUGUAUAUAAAGUAUUGGUAGGCAGUGAAACUGUAUAUAUAAAGUAUUGGCAGGCAGUGACACUGUGUAUAUAAAGUAUUGGCAGACACUGACACUGUGUAUAUAAAGUAUUGGUAGGCAGUGACACUGUAUAUAUAAAGUAUUGGCAGUCACUGACACUGUGUAUAUAAAUUAUUGACAGAUAGUGACACUGUAUAUAAAGUACUGGUAGGCAGUGACACUGUAUAUAUAAAGUAUUGACAGAUAGUGACACUGUAUAUAAAGUACUGGUAGGCAGUGACACUGUAUAUAUAAAGUAUUGACAGAUAGUGACACUAUGUAUAUAAAGUAUUGGCAGACAGUGACACACACUGUGUAUAUAAAGUACUGGUAGGCAGUGACACUGUAUAUAUAAAGUAUUGACAGACAGUGACACUGUAUAUAAAGUUAUUGUCAGGCAGUGACACUGUGUAUAUAAAGUAUUGGCAGACAGUGACACUGUGUAUAUAAAGUAUUGACAGACAGUGACACUGUAUAUAAAGUACUGGUAGGCAGUGACACUGUAUAUAUAAAGUAUUGACAGAUAGUGACACUGUAUAUAAAGUACUGGUAGGCAGUGACACUGUAUAUAUAAAGUAUUGACAGAUAGUGACACUGUAUAUAAAGUACUGGUAGGCAGUGACACUGUAUAUAUAAAGUAUUGACAGACAGUGACACUGUAUAUAGAAAGUAUUGUCAAUGAAACUAUGUACAUUCAAUGAUAGCGGUAUAGUGUUAUUGUGUAUAUUAAGUGACAACAGGUAGUAUUACUUAUAAAGAGAUAUAUUUACUAAAAAUACGAAGUGUAGUGAAUAGAAAUGAUUAAAAAAAAAAUUCAGGAAAACUUAAUCGAGCCGUGAUACUGAUUUUAUCUUGGUUGGAGAAUUUUGCACAUCAGCUAUUUUAUCUUAAAUGUUACUGUUCUCAUUUUAAUUUGCUGCGAGUUUAGUGAAUUAAACCCACAGUGAUAGCAUGUAGUGUUACUGUGUGUCUAUAAAGAGAUGGAAUGUAGUGUUACUGUGUGUAUGAGGAUGUGAUAAUGUCUGUUAGUGUGGGAUUUAUUACUAAACUGGAUAUUUUUUUUGUAAGAGACGUUGGGCCAAAAUAACCAAACUGGAACGGUAACUCAUAUGGAAACUUUUCCCAGUUUGGACAUUUCCUUGUAAUUUCUUUAAAUUCCAGGUUUAAUGAAUAAAUCACUGUACAUAGUGUUAUUAUAAAUCAACAGCAAGCAGUGACAAUGUAUAUAUGAGGUAGAGGCUUUUAGACACACUGUCUACUUAAAGUAGCAGCAGCCAUUAUUAGUAGCUGAUAGUGACUCCAAUGUUACAAAGAAAUCGUAGCCAUCAGUGACAUUAUUAUACACAUAUAAUAGCAGUUACAAUGACAGGCAGUGACACUUUGUAAAAAGAUAAAAGCAAUGACACUAUAAAAAACACAAUGUCUUUAGUAGACUGUGACAUUAAAGAGUUACCAUGGUAUAAACAACUGGCUAUAUUACUUAAUUCUACUAUUUCAACUUAGCUGAAGAUUCUAUAUUCUAUCUUUCUAAAGUUUGCUUGGCAUCCAGUAAUUUUUUUUUCCUUGUCGAAUAGCUCGAUCUUCACAUUAAUAAAUAGGGAAAACGGUUUUUCUUUAAAUUAUGAGCUGCAUCGGCUAAAUCUCGGCUAAAAUGCUUAUUCUCGAUUCUGUGAGAAUUCUUCUUCUUUAUUGAAUUAGAUGCAAACUCUGAUAUCUCUAAGUAUCCCUUGCAAUAUAGAGAAUAUCAGCAUAGCCAGCCACCUGGCUGUUUAUAUGGUGUAAGCGCCUCUUUACUGCUGGCUACCAGUUAUGGGAGUGGCGAUCCAGUCCAUAUAGCGGAAGAUUGCUUUUCCUAUAGCCUCGCGUUUGCAUAAUAAAAGUAUAAAGAUUUCUAAAAAAAAACAAAAACGUUGUGUGUGCUUUUCAUUCCAAUUUCAGAAUUAAGUGUUUUCUAUUAUAAGGAAAAUAUUCCAUAUAUUAUAUCUGAAUUGCCUGCCUCAUAGUUUGUGUGCAAAUGAGCACUUAACACUUUCAUGGCAGAAGGCUUAUUAGGAAGGUGAUAAUGUCUUAUUAUUUAUAUAUGCCCCUGUUAGUCACAUAUACUAAGUAUGUAUGCCUACAAGUGUUUAGCAAAAUCCAAUGAUCUUUAAUGCAACAAGUGCAUUCUCAAUGAUCUAUUGUAUAUUCUAUAAUUCUCCCCUAAUACUAUAAAGAGAUUACACAUAUCGUGCAGAUAUGCGCCCUCCUUGAAUCAACAAACAUUAUUUCCCAUGGUAUUUCCUCAAUAGAUGUGUUUUGUCAUAUGUAUGUUUUAGUGCUAAUUUAUCCAUGACAGGAGUCUGGCUGUAACUGCAACCCAGCCUGCCAAAGUGCUUUAAUCUAGACUAGACUAGCAUGGAGUCUGAGUUUAUCAUAGAAUGCCAAUUCUGACAAUUUGUCUGUAACGUUUAUGUAAUCUGUUUUUCAGUGCGUUUUUUUCCUGUGGGAAUUGUGUGAGUUGGGGCUGACAGUGAUACUCUCACUCUGUCAUUGGAGCUGGAGUAAUCUUAUCAAUGUGGCCAUUUAUUUUACACACAUUUUUUUUUUUUUUGUCAAAUGCAUUAUAUACUUAUGAAAUCUCUCUCUCUCUCUCUCUCUCUCUCUCUCUCUCUCUCUCUCUCUCUCUCUCUCUCUCUCUUUCUCAUCCAUAGGUGUAGGAAGCAUUUAUUGGAGGAUGAGGAGCCCCACAUCCCAGAAAAAUCUAGUGGAGGGGAUGAAAGGAGUAAGUCCCCCUGCCCCUCCUCCCCCCACCCUCGUCGUGAUGGCAACUUUUUUUUAAAGUCGUCGACGUAGCUAUUCAAAUUACAUUUCUACACGACAAAGCAAAAAUACCAACAGAAAGACUUGAACAACAGUUUUUUUUGUGAGAAAAAUAUAUAUAUAUAUAUAUAUAUUAAAAUAUAUGUAUAUAUAUAUUUAUAUAUAUACAUUUUUAUUAUUAUUAUUAUAGAUUAAACGGUAGGGUCACAUAGCCUUUUAAAAGGCUGGUCUCCAAGAUUUUAAUGGGUUCCUACAGCAAUGCUAGCAACCCCCUCACUAUGCUUCACCACCCCCUCAUUAUGAGCGCAUUAUGAAAAAAAGAGAUCUCCACAUCCACAACCCCACUCCUCACUAGUUGCACCUAGAGAAUGCCACUUUAGGAAGUCCCUCUGCACUAUUCUCUACAUGUAGGUUGGGGGCAGGGUUAAUAAAGUCAAGUCACUACAAUUUAGACUUAUCACAGGCUAGUUUCCAUAAAAUAAAUAUAUUAUGGGAUGUGGCAGAGACAGCAGCAAUUACUUCUUGGUUCAAUAAGGUCGCUUAGUAAAGGUAAAUAUAAAGUAUCACUGGCUUCUAAAUUUCUAUUGGAUCCAAAGUUAUAUGAAGGUAACUCUUUAUUUUUUAAAAAUACUCAAUUUUCCUCACUGAAUACAUAAAUGGAGUCUGACUUCAAAUUGUGAUGUUAUAGUUAAUUAAUUGGCCAAGAGGUUGCUUGGCCCUCAGUCCAUUAAACAUACUUUGUACUACUUAUCAAGUAGAUGCUCGCCCACCCUGUAAAUAAGUGUAAUACCAUCAGUGCAUGCCUUUACUCUUUGUACUAAUAAUUUCAAUAUCCCCAUGCAGUUACGUGAAGUGGCAGAGAUAUGUCCAUUAUCUAUGCCAUAAGUGUUGUAAAAAGAAAAAUAGUAAAAUAAGCCUCUAAAUUUUUUAUAUACUCAUAAAUUUAUGCAUGAUUGAGGUGUCUUUCAGAUGGACUCAAUCAUAUUAAAAUGACCUAAAGUUACAUUUUGUAGUCAACUAUCCUUCAAAGUCAGUUAAAAAUUACAUUUCAGUAAAUAGAGUUUCCAGUAAUAGAUCUUUAUUCAGUCAGCAGAACAAGUUGUUUUAAUAAUUUGAUUCCAUGUAAUUAUUAUCGGGGUACAAAUAAACAUAUGUUACAAAAUAUUAUAUGUGUAGCAAGUGAGAAUAUUUUUAUUAAUGUUUCUCCUGAUAGACAGACAUACAGACAGAGAGAUGGCAAUCUACUCGCACAGAGUACCUGAAUAUAUGUACAUUUAUUCUAAUUUCCUGCCAUAGAGAACAAGUGUCUUUUCAAUGUUAAAAAUGUUGAUAAUGAUGAAACAAUGGAAAUAAUAAUAUUACGUUUACACCUGCAUCAAAAUAAAUAAUUAUAAUUCAUAAUUUAAGCACAUUUUCAGGUAACAGUUUAUUAACAUUGUGUCACAUCUCUCACGGACAGCAGGAUGAUUUUGAGCAGAUACAGUAAUAUAAUUGUUCAUUUAGUCCUUGUUCUGAAAUGUUUACUAUAUAUCGAUUAACAAGGUACAAUGUCUUUAAGAACUGGUGAUAUAUGUCAGUGCUUUGUAGGACAUAGAGUGUUUUCAGAAAAUGUUUUAAUGUUGCAGCCUUAUGGUAAAAUUGUUUUAAUUAUUUUUUUACACUUAAUACCCCAUAAUGACAAAGCAAACAAUAGAUUUUUUAACAAAUAUAUUAAACAGAAAGAAACUGAAAUAUCACGUCGACAUAUGUAUUCAGAACCUUAACUCUGUACUUAAAUGACCUAUGGCAGGGAUUUAGACUUUUUGGGUAAGAUGCAACAAGCUUUGCACACCUGGGUUUGGAUAGUUUCUGCCUUGCAUUUCUUCAUAUCUUCUCAAGCUUUGUCAGGUUGGAUGGGAACCCUCCAUGGACAGCCAUUUGCAGAUCUCCCCAUGGGUAUUUGAUUAAAGGUAUACUCAUAGGCGUGCGCAGCCUAUUGCAUUAGGGUGUGCACCCUAAAGCACAAACACACGCCGCACGCGUGUGUGUGUGUGUGUAUAUAUAUAUAUAUAUAUAUAUAUAUAUAUAUACAUAUAUAUAUACAUAUAUAUAUAUUCACAGACACACACACUCACACUCACAGAAACACACACAUACUCACACACUCACAGACACACACACACUCACUGACACACACACACUGACACAUACUCACACACUCACUGACACACACACUCACAGACACAUACUCACACACUCACAGACACACACUCACAGACUCACACACACAUACUCACACUCACAGACACACACUGACACACACACUGACACAUACUCACACACUCACAGACACAUACUCACACACUCACAGACACAUACUCACACACUCACAGACACACACUGACACACACUGACACACACACACUCACACACUGACACAUACUCACACACUCACUGACACACACUCACAGACACAUACUCACACACUCACAGACACACACACAGACACACACUCACAGACACACACUCACACACACAUACUCACACACUCUCAGACACACACACUCACUGACACACACUGACACAUACUCACACACUCACAGACACACACACAAAUUAUUAUAUUUUAAUUUUUUUUUUAAAUGUCCACCCAGCCUCCUACCUGGAGUGCUGGUGGACUUGUCCCUGGGGUCCAGUGGGGGCGGGCGCCUCUCUGCAGGUCAGCGCGCGGCGAGGGAGCUCUCUGCUCUCUGCUCCCUCUCGCCGCGCGGGCUGUCUGCUGGAGCUGGGAGCCGGAAUAUGACGUCAUAUUCCGGCUCCCGGCAUCAGCGCGCGGCGAGAGGAAGCAGAGAGCAGAGAGCUCCCUCGCCGCGCGCUGACCUGCAGAGAGGGGGUUAUCCAUCACCUCUUGCCCUCCCCAUGACAAGGGCAAGAGGUGAAACAGGGGACACUGAGUGCCUGCAGGAACAGCGUUCCUGCUCAAAAGAGUGCAGGAACGCUGUUCCUGCAGGACUCAAACCAUAGGGGUGCGCACAGGGAUUAGGGUGUGCCCAGGCACACCCGGCACACCCCGUGCGCACGCCUAUGGGUAUACUAUAGGCACCCAGACCGCUUCAUCUCAUUGCCCCAGUGUCUGAGUCCCACUUAGUCCUGCAAUGUAAAACAUUUUGUUUACAUUGCAGGACUAAGACAGCCUCUAGUGACUGUCUGCCUUACACUGUCUGCCUUACACUAGAGGCGAUUCCGGGAGUUUAUUGGACGCUAGGUCGCCUUACUAACGCUGGGUGUCCUCACGCUCUGCAUGAGGACAUCCAGCUUCAGUAAAAUCACCAUAGGAAAGCACUGAGGCAAUGCUUUCCUAUGGGGAGGGCCAAAUGCUCUUGUGACAUUUGCCGCACAAGUGCAUUAGGUCCCCCUGUUGGAGAAGGCACUUUGGUGGUGGAAUCAAGUGUGUAAAUCAAUGCUUUAUAACCCUUUAUGAGCUGCAAAGGGUGGCUGCAAGGGAGGGGGAAUAAUAGGACUCUAUAGUGUUAGGAAUACAAUUUUAUAUUCUUAACACAAUAGAACCCCUUUAAGUAUUGGCUCUGACUGGGCAAAUCAAAGACAUUCACAGGGAUGUAACAAGGUUCAUUUAUAAAACUGACAAUAUAUAGUGAUACCUUUUGUGUCACUAUACCCAACUCCCUCUAGCAUGUAAGCUCAUUGAGCAGGUCCCUCAACCCCACUGUUCUUGUGCUUCCACUUGUCUGGUUACAAUUACAUGUCUUUUAGUCCACCCAUUGUACAGCACUAUGAAAUUUGCUGGUGCUAUAUAAAUAAUAAAAUAAUAAUAAUCACUAAACAUAUAUUUACUACAAACUGAUACAACUUGCUAACAUAAAUGUACAUGGAUCCAUUCCAAUUAAUAUCAGUUAAUACAACUUAACACAAAGUAACACAAAUUAACAUAAAUUAACAUUGUCUCGCAUGGGUAGGCAUUGUUUUAACUGUGUGUUGGAAGAUGAACCUUCAGUCCAGUCUGAUGUCCUUAGCGCUCUGGACCAAGUUUGCAUUAAGGAUAACCACAAAAUACCCUGUGUGUAUAAAAGCGCUUAAGCUCUUAUAUACAAACACAAUUUAAAAGUAAAAACACGCUACUACACUAAGGUGGGUAUCCCUCUUACCUACCACAACAUAAGACAAAGAUCAAAAAAAGAAGAUGUACAAUCACCAACCUAAAAAGUGGAGUGUGUAAGGUGUAUAUCUGUAAACACCUACCCUAAUCGGGAACUGGAGCUAUAUAUUCCUGUUCCUGAUAAGGGUAGAUGUUUGCAGAUAUACACCUUACACUCUGCACUUUUUAGUAGACACGUGCAAUUCGUUUCGUUCCAAAUGUAAAUUAGGACGAAUUUCGGCAAUUCGGACAUUCGGAUGCUUCCGAAUGUGCGAAUUGCAGAAGUGCCGACUUUCAGAGGUGCCGAAACUAAUCGGGUUGCCGAAGUGCUGAAUUUUGUAAGUGCCGAAGUGCUUCGGAUUUCUGAAAAGUGGCAAAACAAGAGAGGGAGGGAAAAUUACGUGAAUGAUGACAGGAAUCUAGACCAAUAAGCUAAUUCCUGGCACUGGGAGCCCUAUAGAUGUGUAAGUGGUUGUGGUGGCAGUCCGGGCACCUAACCCUACCCCUAACCCUACCGCUACCACUACCCUGUAUGUGUAAGUGGUUGUGGAGGUAGAGGUAGGGUUAGGGGUAGGAGUAGGGUUAGAGUUAGAAAGCCCUACAGAUUUGUAAGUGGUUGUGGUGGCAAGAGAGGGAUGUUUACGAAAGUCCAAAGUGCCAAAGUCCCGAAGUCCAGAAUUUCGGAAGAGCCGAACCGAAGUCCCGAAUUGCUGAAGUCCCGAAUUUCGGAAGUGCCGAACUGAACCAAAUUUUUUUGCACAUGCACUUCCCUACUUUUUAGGUUGGUGAUUGUACGUCUUCCUUUUUUGGUCUUUCAUUAAAGAUAUCUCUGUUUCUGUAUCUCUGUUUGUUUAUGUAUUUAUUUAUUUAGUUAUAUGUAUUUAUGUAUCUCUGCUGAAUUCAGCCUUCACUCAACCCUGACAAUAUUCCAGUCCCUACUUCAUUGUUAGGAGGGUAUUGCCCAAGUGAUGAUUGGUAUGUGGUUUCCUCCAUGACUCUGUGAAUUAUGGCCAAACAGUCAAAUCUACAUUUUAUCAGACUAUAGACUCUUGUUUCACACUGUCUAAGUGUCCUUUAUGUGAAUUUUUUUGCAAUUUCCAAGUGGACUUUCACAUGUCUUGCAGUAAGAAGGGGUUUCUGUUUGGCUAGUCUUCCAUGAAUGCCAGAUCAGUGGGAUGUUGCAAGAAUGGUUGACCUGCCACAAGUUUCUCUCAACUUCACAUGUGAUCUGUGGAGCUCACCCAGAGUGAUCAAGGUCCUCAGGUGUUCAUUUUUUGCAAAAGGACAGCUCUACGAAGUGUCCUUACAUUUAAAAUUUAUUGAGGACAGUGCUCUUCUGAACUUUCAAUGUAGACAACUGUUUUUGUAGACUUCCCCAGAUGUGUACCUGAGUGCAAUCCUGUAAUUCCAACAACUGUAGUGCAAGUCUGGAAUGUGAAAAAAGGUCAGAAUACUCUAUGAAAGCUCUGUAUGUCAUGAUAAUUUGAUAUUUGGUAGAGUACAACUACAGUGCCCUCCCUGAAUAUUGGCACCAUGGUAAAUAUGAGCAAAUAAUGCUGUAAAAAUGUUCCUUAUUGUUUAACCUUUUUAUCUUUUGUUCAGAUAAAUACACAAAAAUACUCUGCUCUCAUGGAUAUCAAACAAUUGCAAAGACAACACAGGUUUAUAAAAAAAAUAUUUGUUAAAUAUAUGUGUGGCACAAUUAUUGGCUCCCUGUUAGUCAAUACUUUGUGCCAACUCCCUUUGCCAAGAUAAUAGCUCUGAAUCUUCUCCUAUCAUGCCUGAUGAGGAUAGAUAAUACAUUGCAAGGUAUCUCAAAACAUUCCUCCAUGCAGAAUCUCUCCAGAUCCUUCAAAUUUCGGUUAAGAGGACAGGGACACUGCACCCAGGCCACUUAAAUGAGAUUAAGUGGUCUGGGUGCCUAUAGUGUCUUUAUGUGCUGUGUAACUGCUUUGCAUGAGGAUGUCCAGCAUCUUAAAUUACCCCAAAGGAAAGCAUUGAUUUAAUGCUUUCCUCUGUCAACCUUGGUGGUGGACGAGCCCGAUCCAGCGCCUUCAGACCUUGGCACUGGAAUCAGGUAAGUGAAAAAAAGGUUUUUUUACCCCUUUAUUUGCCAGCAGACACAAUACUGUUCCUUUAAGUUUUCAAAUAUAUAAUUUGGACAAAUUUCACAUUUUAGAGCAGAUUAGCCAACUAACAAUUCUAAUAACCCCCAGAAGGUUAUUCCAUUUGGUAAAAUGGACAACCCUGGGUCUCAGGUAUUUAGGUAUUUUGAGCCUUUUUAUUAGAUAAUUUGUUGCAAAUGUUUGACUCUGGCUGACUUUUAUUGUGUGAAUCUCAUAAGCUUUAUUCUUGCUACUGAAGUAAAUAUUCCAAAACCAUGUUCAGCUACAUAUCUUAAGUAUAUUUAUAACUAUGCGCAUACUUUAGAUUUGGUAUUCUGAGCCUGUGUCAUUUGGGGAAAUUUAUUUGCCUAAAAAUUUCUCCCAAAAAAGCCAAACCAUUUGUAAAAUAAGGAUAUUUCACAUUUGGGUUCUGGUGUCCUUUUGUCCAUCCACUUAUCAGUGCCAUAUCCACUUAGGGUUUCACCCAGUUAUUAAUGCCAUAUCCACUUAUCGUUUCAUGGAUCAAUAAUCAUUUUAAAUGAUUACAAAUUGAAAUUCCACAAUAAGUAAUUUCAUUUAGAAGCAACAAUUUUCCCUAUUUAUUUGUAAACUAUUUUGGCCUUCUUAGUAACAGGGAAGUGUGCAAUGGCACUCAACAAGUUAAACGAGAAUUCAAAAUUAUGCAAUUUUAAAUUUGUACUGUAUUGCAAUAGAAUACGUUUAACAUUUAUUUCUAAAGAAAGUCAAAUCACUACAAUUUAGACUGAUUACAGGUUAGUUUCCAUAUAUAUUGUGCAAUAGAGACUGCAGCAAUUACUGCUUUGUUUAAUAAGGUCACUUAUCAAAGGUCAAUAUCAUAAAGUAUUGUUUGACAGACAAAUACUUAAUUACAAGUUCACUAAUCACUAAAUCUGACAUGGCUCUGUUUUACAAAAAGCAGAACUGGGUACAUUUAUAUAUCUUUGUUUAUUUUUUAAAAAGAAAAUUGGAAGCAAAUGUGUGAAAACAAUUUCAUGUCUCUUGACAAAUUACAGAACUAAUUUGAAUGUAAAUUCUUGAAUACUAAUCUAAAAAUUGUUUUGUACAAGAAUAUUUUAGCCGAAGUCAAAUGCAAACUGAAAAUGCAGAAGCAAUCUGGAGUUAUAUUACUGAAAUAAUUCUAUAGAUUUGAAGUUGCAGGCAUGAAAACUAUUUAAAAAGACAAAAAAGGGUGGUAUUAAAAAUAAAUGAAAUUAAUAUGUGUAGCUAUCAAACAGAUUGGGAAAUUAUCAAAAUAAACCUGCGAGAAUCAUAAAAGAGAAAUGUAAACAUUUAUAAAAAAAUUAAAUAUAUUUUAUAGAUAAGAUAUUUUUGGGAAGAGAGAAGAUGAAGUGAUACUUGAUUUAAUAGAAGAGAUUGAUUCUAAAUGUUUGUUUACCUGUUUAUUUGGGUCCACACAUCCCUGUGGUACUGAUUACAGCAGUAAUGGAUGGAUGGAGUUUUAGGACAACUUUAUCUAAAUGGAAACCAAAAUAUGGCUCUGAAUGGGUAUGAGUUUGCAAUAUUAACUUCAAAGGUUUAAAAUGGGAUUUACAACCUUUUGAUAAGUCCCAAGGAGGGACAAUCUCUCUGGUAAAAGAAGGUAGAUCAGAAACAGCUUUGAUGAACCUCAAGAUUAAUUCAUUUGAUGCCAGAUUCUUUAUGGAGAGUAAACUUGUAACAGAGACUUUCACCUUUUAAAGUUGAGGUAGUCCAUUAGAGAAACUUAACUGAAAAAAUUUACAAUUCCUGGAAUGGCCAGAAGGCCAUUGAUAAUUUUCAGACAGAACAUUUUGAAAACAAAACAUACACCAGAUUGAAAUCUUAUUUUAUGGCUAUAAAAUCCAGAAAGUCUGUUAAGUCUUGAGGAAAUCAGGUCUGUGUCUGAUUGCCCGAAUCAUUUCAUUAUAUUUUGAAAAAUAUUUUGGGAAUGAGACUAUUCCUCAUGUGUGAUGCGGGAUGUUCCCUGUGAUCACUGAAACCACCAGAGUUUUCCUUUCCUUUUAUGCAAACUGCUGAACGAGAUAAAAUAUAGUGUUAUGUCCAAUGCAUGAUGUAACUGCACAGAUAAGUGAGUGAGGAUGAUUCAGUUCCACCUGGUAUGUGCAAUAGUUGCUGCAUUGUCUGAUCUGAUUUGUAUAUUUUGACCUUCUUUACUCCUCUCAAUAUGUUUGAGAGCCAUAGACUCUGCCUUCAGUUCUUUAAAAUUUAGGAUUUUCUGUCAUCUACUAAUAUGUACCAAUGAUGUUUUAUAGUUUGUUGGUCCACGUGAGCACCCCAGUCUGAAGCUGCAGCAUCUGUUAUAAUUAUCUGCCACUUUUUGAUCCUGAACAAAAAUAUCCCGAUGUAGAAAAGAGGGGGUUACUACCAGUUAAAACUCAGAAUUGUGGAUUCCCACAAAGGCGUCUCUACGGUCACACUGAUAGGAUUCUUGUCUAAAGGAAUCUAAUUCUUGCUUUUGCCCAGUUGAUCACUGAGAAAGAAGAAGUCAGAAGUCCAAAUGUUCUUGUGGUAUCUCUGAUUAUAAAGAUAUUAUUCUUUCUCAAAGCGAUUAAUGUGUUCACUAAUUGUUUCAGCUUUUCCAUUGGCAUUUUCAUUGCCACUGAAUCCUGGGACAUGAGCCAUAUUGAAUAGAUCAGCUGAGACUUCUUUUCUUAAUUGAUCCAUGGUCUUGCAAACAUUCUGUGAUUUGAUAUCUUGUGUGAGAUGGCUCACACAAGAUAUCAAAGGACUCUAUAGAAAUGCUAGAGGACACUAUAAAAGCAAAUUUUGUGGCAUGGGACAAUAAGGAGGCUUCUCCUUCUUAGCACAGUCGUGAAGACUACCUAUAACUUUUUAAAGACUCUCAGUGCUGAGGAUAGGCCAAACGGAAGUGCUUGGAAUUAGAAGUGUCGACAGCAGCUUUGUUGGAGAACACAAAAACUGAGAAAUUGCCUGCUUUCUAGAUGAAUAAGAAGGUGGAGAUAAACAUCCUUUAAGUCUAAGAAUAUCAUUCAAUCUCGCUGUUGCAGAAUCUGGGUAGCUAAGAGAAUUGUCUUCAUCCAAAACUAUUUUUCACCACAUGUUGAUUAACUUUUUUUAAAUCCAGAAUUGGUCUGUAGGUCUUGUCUGAUUCCUGUACCAAAAUAUCCUUGAAUAAGUGCCUUUGUAUCGUAUAUCUGUUAUAAGCCCUUCAUCUACCACUCUUUUCAUUAAUAGCUUCUGAACUUCCUGAAACAAAAACAGAACCUUCCUGA